GUGAUUGUUGGUAUUCAUACACAUUAAUGCAUAUACAUACGCAUUUACAUGCACAAUACAAUAUAUAUAAUAUAUAUAGAGAGAGAGAGAGAGGAGAGAGAGGAGAGAGAGAAAGCUUGAGGGGUCUUUGUUAGUCGUCAGAAAAAUGGCGACAGGAUGGGUGAAGUCAUUGCAAUGCAAGUCAAAAGCAUUAGACGACGUAGUUCACAACCACCACCGCCAUCACAACCACCACUCAGACCCUAAGAACUGCCGCCGCCACCACCACCAUUCUUUAUCCCAUUCCUCCAGCUGCAGAAACAGCGUUCAGAGUCUCAAAGAUAUAGUUGAAACUACCAAACAAUCAAAACCCAAGAAGCCAAAGCCACCCAACUCGCCCCUAGCGCCGCCGUUUAGACGACCCGUUUCAAGAAAACCCGAACCAGGCCAACAACAGCUGCCGACGAUCAGAACCCGGUCCAGCACCGCCGAAUCUUUCUUCCCGUCGCUCACGGAGCUCCCCGAAGGCCAUCCUUCGCGUAAUGUGGUGGAGAUAAUCUUUCACACGAGAUGGGGGGACAAUAGCUUUUCGGGUCAGGUCGAAUUGGUGUUCAAGGUCCAGAAUCUGAUCCGGACCCUGACCCGGUUUGAGGAGUACCGAGAGAUGGUCAAAUCCCGCGUGAGCUCCACAGACGCGGCGGACGGCGGUGAAGACCACGCGCGGUGUGUUACAGACGGGAAUGAGGUCUUGAGAUUCUACUGCCUCGGCGCGACAUCAGGCGGAGGCGCGUACGAGGCCGGCUGCGGCGCAUGGGCUUUGUACGGUGGCAAAGGUGCGGCUCUGUGUACGUAUUCAGAGAGCGGUUGCGCUCAUGAGAAUGCGGGUGGCGGGCGAGGGAGGCGGGCCAUGCUGGUUUGCCGGGUCAUAGCGGGUCGGGUCUGCAAGAGACCCAAAAGUUUAGACCCGUUGCUGGACAGUGGGGUCGGGUAUGACUCAGUAAGUGGUGAGAACGGUGCACUACUCGUAUUUGAUUCACGCGCGUUAUUACCAUGCUUUCUUAUUAUCUAUAAAUUGUAAAAACAUGUGUCGGACAUUUAUUAGUCCAAUUUUUUUUUAUGUUACUAAUUCCGCUUAUAGAUAUUUAGCAAUGUGUAAUUUUUGGGGUGUAAUUAUAGGAAAUUAGCUCUAUAAAUAUUUUCUACUUUUUCUUAGAAAUUGGGAAAUAAAAGUCUCAUUAUUCUUA
Sesamum indicum (sesame) is the source of this 1223-nucleotide messenger RNA. RefSeq lists its product as uncharacterized. The record is from RefSeq and is a predicted model, not a curated record. Lineage: Eukaryota; Viridiplantae; Streptophyta; Magnoliopsida; Lamiales; Pedaliaceae.